GGUGUGCCCAGGUGUGACUCUGCUCUGCCCCCAGGGCUGGUGAUCCUGGAGCUGUCCAAGGAGAAGCCCCAGGAGCGACACCUGGACCGCCAGGCCGCCCAGUUCGGCGCCGCCGUGGCCAAGGUGGAGGCCGAGCUCUCGGCCCAGAUCCGCUACCUGACCCAGGUGAGCCGGGGGGAUUUUGGGGGUCCCAGGUGGGAUUUGAGGGGUUUUGGGUGGUCCCAGGUGGGUUUUAGGGGAUCCCAGCUGGCGCUGAACCGGCUGGACUACGCCCGGCGGCGCCUGGCCGAGCUGGCGCGGGGCUGCGAGCUGAUGCUGGAGCAGUGACGCACCUGGGCGCACCUGGGCGCACCUGGGGACGCA
Molecule: messenger RNA, 363 nt
Organism: Ficedula albicollis (Collared flycatcher)
Lineage: Eukaryota; Metazoa; Chordata; Aves; Passeriformes; Muscicapidae
Gene: MED11
Product: mediator complex subunit 11
Exons: 2
Source: RefSeq, a predicted model, not a curated record